Molecule: messenger RNA, 3198 nt
Organism: Acanthopagrus latus (yellowfin seabream)
Lineage: Eukaryota; Metazoa; Chordata; Actinopteri; Spariformes; Sparidae
Gene: rab3c
Product: RAB3C, member RAS oncogene family
Exons: 5
Coding region: 286-945 (219 amino acids)
Biological process (GO): protein secretion; regulation of exocytosis; protein localization to plasma membrane
Cellular component (GO): plasma membrane; endosome; synaptic vesicle
Molecular function (GO): GTP binding; GTPase activity
Source: RefSeq, a predicted model, not a curated record
UCCCUGCUCGUGCUCAUCUCACGCGAGCCAGCUCAGGGGCGCGUGCCACAUCCGACGCGGAGAAGGGGACAGCUCCCAGGUGCUGAAACUGGUCGGCGCUCCACAGAGAGAGAGAGAGAGGCACACUGAGACACAGAGGGGGGAAGGAAACCGACGCCUGCGUUAGAGACAGUUAUUUUAAAAAAGAAAAGAAAGCAAGAAAGAGAGAGAGAGAGAGAAAUAGUAUCCGUAUUCUGCAGAACAGGGGCAGAUAUACAGAUAAAGAGCCGAGGCCUUCAAAAACAGAUGGCUGCCACUCAGGAUGUGAAGGGGAAGGGGGAGGGAGGGGACCAGAACUUUGACUACAUGUUCAAGCUGCUGAUCAUCGGCAACAGCAGCGUGGGCAAAACGUCUUUCCUGUUCCGCUACGCCGACGACGCCUUCACCUCGGCCUUCGUCAGCACGGUGGGCAUCGACUUCAAAGUGAAGACCGUGUACAAGAAUGACAAGAGGAUUAAACUGCAGAUCUGGGACACAGCAGGCCAGGAGCGCUACAGGACCAUCACCACAGCCUACUACCGCGGGGCCAUGGGCUUCAUCCUCAUGUACGACAUCACCAAUGAGGAGUCCUUCGGCGCCGUGCAGGAUUGGUCAACCCAGAUAAAAACCUACUCGUGGGAUAACGCACAGGUGGUGCUGGCUGGAAAUAAGUGCGAUAUGGAAGAGGAGAGGGUGGUGUCAGUGGAUAGUGGCAGACUGCUGGCGGAACAGUUGGGCUUUGAGUUCUUCGAGACCAGCGCCAAGGACAACAUCAAUGUGAAGCAGACCUUCGAACGUCUCGUUGACCUUAUUUGCGACAAGAUGUCCGAGAGCUUGGACAGUGAUCCGGCCGUCACCACAGGAGCUCCCACUGCCAAACUCACAGACACCGCUCCGCCCCUCCAGCAGCCCGGAUGCAACUGUUAGUGACUGAUGUCAGGAGGCAAAGGGGAGGGAAGCGCAGGUCCCGUAAGGUGGUAGAGUUGUGUCCUUCCUCAGCGUUAUCACUCCUUCUAGUGCUGCUUUCUCUGGACUACAGUUCAAACCCUGUUUAGUGGUAGAAUUACAAAAUCCAGUCGUUAUCUCUCAACUUUAUCACCUUAUAUCAAGAGCAAAUAACCAGAAAAAAAAGAGAAAUGGCUAUUGUAAAAUGUGUAACAUUACAGGAUAUCUAGAUAUCAUAGAGACACCAUAUUCUCAUUCUUUAGCUAGUUAGUAUGGUUAUAAACCAAGUAUAUUUGAUAAGGCUUGAAAUAGUCCAUAGUCAUGAUGUACAGUUAAUCCUUAAGACCUUUAAAAUCUUUAAGACCUAGAAUAAUUAUGAAAUGAGGGAUAGAGUCAGUGAGUGCUUUAAUGAUUCUUUUAUUCUUGUUUUUUGUACGGUAUGUAUUUUCCUUUUAUAGGAUUAUUCUGUCUCCUAAAGCUGCCAAAUCUAUGAUUUAGUGCACUAUAGGAUGUAGCGGCUUUCUUUCAUGUAAUGAGUGUGUGUGGCUGUGGUGUGAUUGUACAGUAAGUGCGCGUGGGUUUGCAUGGGUGUGAGUUUUAAGUCGCAAACGAGUGCAACUUAGUCAUCUCAAAAAAAAAAAGAAAAAGAAAAAGAAAAAAAAUCAUCUACCUUGGAUAAAAAAAGUGGCCUUUCAGCAUCUCCAACACGGCCUCUGUAAGUUCCUUCGUCAUGCUUACUUUCAGAAUGAAUCCAGUACGUAUAAUGUUGAUGUGAGUACUGUUCCAUGUUUUUUGCUGUCUGUAGAUGUGUGAUUUCUCUGAUAAGUAUACCUGUUAAAUCUUAAAAGCAACUAUUUCUAUGUGCUUAGCCUCUCAGAUGACCCUUUAUAGUUUGAUGCGACGAGCAUGCCGCCAACAACAACAAAAAAAGGUCAAUCACGUGUUCUGUUUUGUCUAAAGGUAAAACCAUCCAAGCAACAACUUCGCUAAAUAAAGUCUCACACUGACAAGGCACAGUUCAGUGUAUUUAACAAAAACACCUGAUUAGCUCUGGCAUGGAAUAAAACAGCCAUAUAUAUAUACAUAUUGUUUAACUUUUGAGUCAGCAUGCUAAAAAUCCAUGUUCGUGCUAAGAUGUUAAAUCCCUUCAGAAGGACAAAUCUCAUCAUAGACAUACAGUAGUUUAACAUAGGCAGCAUAUACAGUACUGUAGUGGUCUUAACGAUAAUAACUUAAGUCCAUAUAGUAUGAAACAUGUUUAAACAAAAAUCACGAUAGCCUUUCAGUUCUGCAGUUUAUAGAAAAAAAAUAAAUAAUGAUGUGCCAAACUUUACAAUCCCUCCAGCAUCGUCAGUUCUUUGUUGCAUAGUUGAAUAAAAGCUCCAAAAAAUUGCAUGAAGUCACUCCUGACUUAUCUAUGUAGAUUUAUAUAAUGAGAUAGUGUAUAUAUGUCACUCUGUGUUACAGAUUUUAGGAGCAUUGUCGCGGCACUCGCCGUGAGAUGCAAUGGGCCAAUAAGUGCAAUAUUUUAUGAAUGAAACCCUGUACAUAGUUUCCUCCCGUCCCUGAGUACGACGACUCUAUCUGCAGUAUGAAUAAAGGAGUGUGCGCAUGGUUGCAGCCACUGAAUGUGUGAUUUAGUGUGUGUGUGUGUGUGUGUGUGUGGGUGGGUGUGUGUGUCUACCUGCCAUAUUGAACAGACAAAUUACGUAAUAUAGUGUAUUGUUUGUGUAUACCUUUUGUACAAAUGUAUUCACGUACUAUAUGCUGUUCCUGCUAACUGUUGGGUGUUGAUUGAACUUGUGUUAUCAUGUCAAAAAUGCAGUGUUAUUGUGAACGAUAGCCAGGGGGGAUAACUUAGUCCACACCACAUGCCGUACUGUUGUAAUUCCCAGACAAAGGUAAACUCACAAACUGGUUCAAAGACCCUGCUCAUAUGUGUGCACACGUGCUCUGUGCGUGUGCAUCUGUGUAUGUGUGUGACGAUAUCAUUUAACGCAAAUAGCCAUGACAGAAAUUAUCUUAUUGAUCCUCCAGUCAAGAUUCAUUUAAUAGAGGAGUAGAUACUAUAUGCAGCAGUUCAGAUGCCCAAACCGUCAUUCUGGUCAAAAUCUCAUCUUUAGAAACAGUAUGACUUCACAUAUAACUGAAUAUAUUUGUUUCUCCGAGUGCAAGCAAAGUAAGAAAUAAUAUGUUUUUGAGAUUAUAGGAAAUAAAUCAGAUUCUAUCAGUGGG